Messenger RNA from Diospyros lotus (date-plum), 1394 nucleotides. Its product is annotated as 30S ribosomal protein S1, chloroplastic. Gene Ontology annotation, cellular component: chloroplast stroma. Gene Ontology annotation, molecular function: mRNA binding; structural constituent of ribosome. Gene Ontology annotation, biological process: translation. The record is from RefSeq and is a predicted model, not a curated record. NCBI's taxonomy places the organism in Eukaryota, Viridiplantae, Streptophyta, Magnoliopsida, Ericales, Ebenaceae. The transcript is spliced from 8 exons. The coding region runs from base 16 to 1266 and encodes 416 amino acids.
CGACCCCAAAGGGCAAUGGCGUCUCUGGCGCAGCAAUUCGGUGCCCUGCGCUGCCCUCCACUCUCCACCACUCGUCUCUGCAAAAACAAGAAGAACAAGAAGCCCAAUUCUGCCAGAGUUCUAGUAGUGGCGGCUGCAGCGCCGGCAAACCCGGUGGCCAUAUCCAACGCGCAGACCAGAGAGAGACUAAAGCUGAAGGAGAUGUUCGAGGAAGCCUACGAGCGCUGCCGCACCGCCCCCAUGGAAGGCGUUGCCUUCACUCUCGACGACUUCCACUCCGCCAUCGGCAAGUUCGACUUCAACUCUGAAGUCGGCACCAAGGUUAAAGGAACUGUAUUCAAUACGGAUGCAAGUGGAGCACUAGUUGAUAUUACUGCCAAAUCUUCAGCAUUCUUACCUGUUAGAGAAGCAUGCAUUCACACAAUAAAGCAUGUGGAAGAGGCAGGCAUAGUUCCUGGGUUGCAAGAAGAGUUUGUAAUAAUUGGUGAAAAUGAAGCCGAUGAUAGCUUGAUCUUGAGCUUAAGGGCAAUCCAGUAUGACCUUGCAUGGGAGCGAUGUAGACAGCUUCAAGCUGAAGAUGUUGUUCUCAAGGGUAAGAUUGUUGGUGCAAAUAAAGGAGGCGUUGUGGCAGUUGUGGAGGGCCUUCGUGGUUUUGUUCCCUUUUCCCAGAUAUCAAGUAAAUCAACUGCAGAAGAACUUCUUGAAAAGGAGCUUCCGCUUAAGUUUGUGGAGGUAGAUGAGGAACAGUCUAGGCUUGUCCUCAGUAACCGGAAAGCCAUGGCUGACAGCCAGGCACAACUUGGAAUUGGAUCUGUUGUUGUUGGGACUGUUCAGAGCCUGAAACCUUAUGGUGCCUUCAUUGACAUUGGUGGAAUCAAUGGCCUCCUUCAUGUUAGUCAGAUCAGUCAUGACCGUGUUGCAGAUAUUGCAACGGUACUUCAACCUGGUGACACUCUCAAGGUCAUGAUACUGAGCCAUGACCGAGAGAGAGGUCGUGUGAGUCUUUCUACUAAAAAGUUAGAGCCUACUCCAGGAGAUAUGAUUCGUAAUCCAAAGCUUGUUUUUGAGAAGGCGGAGGAGAUGGCCCAGACAUUCAGGCAGAGAAUAGCUCAAGCAGAAGCCAUGGCUCGUGCUGACAUGCUAAGAUUCCAGCCUGAGAGUGGAUUGACCUUGAACUCAGACGGGAUCUUAGGUCCUCUCACUACGGAUUUGCCUGCCGAAGGCCUAGAUUUGAGCGAUAUUCCUGCGGCUGAAGAUUCACCAUGAUCGCAAGUUGCCAAAAUAAUUUCCCCCUAAUGUAGUGUGAUAUAUUUUCCCUUCAAAGGUUGAUUGAAAGAGCUAUAUAUACUUCAUCCUCCGCUCAAUAGAUAACAUCUUCAAUUGUUGAUUAUGUA